UGUGCAAGGCCGGAACCCACGUUUCCAGGAUGACCCCGGAACCAAGAAUCUUCAGUCUGCGGAACUCAAACAAUAGAAAUGUUGCCAUCGGACCCCUUAACCAGCUGAAGCAAGAAGUCCUUCAGUAAGGAAAAUCCGGCUUCCAUCUGCCAUAGUACCUUGUUUACCAUAUAUGGACUGCUUUGAAAACUAGCCAAUCAGCUUGUGCCAAGUUUGAAAUGUCCCUAACCUCUUAAAUUUUGCCCCAAACCCUGGCUGGGGAAGACAGAUUUGAGCCCUGCCUCCUGUCUCCUUGCCGGUCGACCUCGCAAUAAAGCUUUUUCUUUUCUCAAAAGCUGGUGCCAUAGUAUUGGCUUCUGUGCGCGCCAGGCAGUGAGCCCUUGCUCGGUGAGAAUUUCUGGCGAUCGCAAACGAACUAAGCUCCUGUGAUCGCCUGGCUGAGGCACUGUAGCCUCCGGCUGGGUGUAGGCCCUCGUCACCGACCCUGAGUGGCCACCUAGACCCGAUUUGUCUAGAGGCUCGGCUGUCGGGUUCCUGCUUCCCGCAGCAGCUGCGCUCCAAGCUCCUCCGCGCUACUUUCACUUUUGGGGAAAGAAACAGCUCCUGGAUCUUUUGGCUGUCAAGUGGAAUGUCAUGGCCAGCUCCUCGGACAGUGAAGAUGAUAGUUUCAUGGCUGUGGACCAAGAAGAGACUGUGCUGGAAGGGACAAUGGAGCAAGAUGAGGAGCCCCGCCCAGUAUUGGAGGUUGAGGAGACUAGACAUAAUAGGUCCAUGUCUGAGCUGCCAGAAGAGGUUUUGGAGUAUAUCCUGUCCUUUCUCUCACCAUACCAGGAACACAAAACUGCAGCCCUUGUCUGCAAACAGUGGUACCGACUUAUUAAAGGUGUAGCCCACCAGUGUUAUCAUGGUUUCAUAAAGGCUGUCCAGGAAGGAAACAUUCAGUGGGAGAGUCGGACUUACCCUUAUCCUGGAACCCCAAUCACUCAGCGGUUCUCACACAGUGCGUGCUAUUAUGAUGCUAAUCAGUCUAUGUAUGUGUUUGGAGGCUGUACCCAAAGCAGCUGCAAUGCUGCCUUCAAUGACCUCUGGAGACUUGACCUAAAUAGCAAAGAGUGGAUCCGACCUUUGGCUUCAGGGUCCUAUCCUUCCCCCAAAGCUGGCGCGACUCUGGUUGUAUACAAGGACCUGCUGGUGCUGUUUGGUGGUUGGACACGGCCAAGCCCUUACCCCCUACACCAACCAGAGAGGUUCUUUGAUGAAAUACAUACUUACUCACCGUCUAAAAACUGGUGGAACUGCAUUGUGACAACCCAUGGCCCACCUCCCAUGGCUGGGCAUUCUUCUUGUGUGAUAGACGAUAAAAUGAUUGUCUUUGGUGGCUCCCUAGGAUCCCGGCAGAUGAGCAACGACGUCUGGGUCCUUGACCUCGAGCAGUGGGCGUGGUCCAAGCCGAACAUCUCUGGCCCUAGUCCUCAUCCUCGAGGUGGCCAAUCUCAGAUUGUCAUAGAUGAUGCAACUAUUUUAAUCCUUGGAGGGUGUGGUGGUCCCAAUGCUCUGUUCAAGGAUGCUUGGUUGUUGCACAUGCACUCAGGUCCCUGGGCCUGGCAACCACUCAAGGUGGAAAAUGAAGACCAUGGGGCCCCAGAACUGUGGUGCCAUCCAGCUUGCCGAGUAGGGCAGUGCGUGGUGGUCUUCAGCCAGGCUCCUAGUGGGCGAGCCCCACUCAGCCCCAGUUUGAACUCUCGCCCAUCACCUAUCAGUGCCACUCCUCCAGCCCUAGUUCCCGAACCUCGAGAAUACCGCUCUCAGUCUCCGGUAAGGAGUAUGGAUGAAGCUCCCUGUGUUAACGGCCGCUGGGGAACACUGAGGCCCAGAGCGCAAAGACAGACCCCCUCAAGUUCCCGAGAAGGAAGCCUUUCCCCAGCCAGAGGCGAUGGCUCUCCCAUCCUCAAUGGUGGGAACUUAUCUCCAGGAUCAGCAGCUGUAGGUGGCUCUUCCUUGGACAGUCCUGUACAGGCUAUAUCUCCUAGCACUCCAUCUACCACUGAAGGAUAUGACCUAAAAAUGGGACUUUCUUUGGCCCCCCGACGAGGGUCACUACCAGAUCAGAAAGAUCUAAGAUUGGGAUCAAUGGAUCUGAACUGGGAUCCGAAACCUGCUUCCAGUAGCAGUCACAUGGAUGGUGUGGACAGCAGAACAGUUGGGGGAAGUUUGAGACACCCUCCUGAACAGACAAAUGGUGUGCAUACCCCACCGCACGUGGCCAGUGCCCUUGCAGGAGCAGUUUCCCCAGGUGCCCUGCGUCGGAGCCUAGAAGCCAUCAAAGCAAUGUCGUCCAAAGGCCCCCCAGCCUCCGCAGCACUAAGUCCUCCUCUGGGGUCUUCUCCAGGCUCCCCUGGGAGCCAGAACCUGAGCAGUGGAGAAACAGUGCCCGUUCCCCGCCCAGGGCCUGCCCAAGGAGAUGGACAUUCCUUACCUCCCAUUGCCCGGCGCCUGGGCCACCACCCUCCACAGUCCCUAAAUGUUGGCAAACCCUUGUACCAGAGUAUGAACUGCAAGCCCAUGCAAAUGUACGUGCUGGACAUUAAAGACACCAAGGAGAAGGGGCGAGUCAAAUGGAAAGUAUUUAACAGCAGUUCUGUGGUUGGACCUCCCGAAACCAGCCUGCAUACAGUGGUACAAGGCAGGGGCGAACUCAUCAUAUUUGGAGGACUCAUGGACAAGAAGCAGAAUGUGAAGUACUAUCCAAAAACAAACGCCUUGUACUUUGUGCGAGCAAAGAGAUAAUAUGUUCUAAACCCCUUUCCCUUCCUGUGGCUUUUAAUUUGGAAUUUUCCAGCGUGCAAGCAUUUGGACUGAGAAUUGAGAAAACAAGGGACAAAAUUACUCUCAUAAACCAAACCCCAAUUCCCAACCUCACUCACUCCAGGCUGGGAUCAAAUCUCCAUUAAGAAAAGAAUUAUAUAAAUAUAUAUUAUAUAGCCAACUCUGUUUACAAAGAGGGAGAGAUCUCCGUCCUGGUUCAGAUAAAAUUGUUGCUGUGUUUUAGCAGAGGCUGUGCUGCCUUUUUCUACUUUGCUGAUAACUAGACCAAGAAUUUAGGGAAUAGAUUAAUACCAGAACCUUACUAAAGAAACUGAAGAGCCACCUGUAAAUCUUAUUUGGCCUUCUUAGAGUUAGAAAAAGAGAGGGCAUGUGUAAGAUGCACGACUAGAGGUUUCAGAUUCCCGUGCUUCAGGGGCUGGCAGGGUAAAAGUAACCUGUAGAAAACUGUUCUUCUCCCCGCCCUGCCCCGCCCGCAGAGGACCUGUGAAAACUUCUCUUUGCAGUAAUGCCCUGUGCCUGGCCCUAUUCUGCUCUUUGUGACUGAGGAAAGUUACCCAACAAGGGAUUUUGUUCCACGUUUGUGUGCCGGGAUCAUCGUGAAACAAAGUUUAUGCAGAAACACCUAGUGUCCAUUGGUUUUUGCUCUCUCCAUGUUUCAGAAAACAUUCUGGUGUCUGAUUGUGGAAUUUUCUGACAAUCAUAUUUCGUUGCAGUUGCCAAAAACCACAUUUGUUCUCUUUUUCUUUCCCUUAAAACCUGAUCCUCAGAGGCUGCCUUUGCUAUUUAUAGGCUGCUUUUCUUCCCUCCUUCCUCUCUCCCUCCCUCCCUCCCUCUUUUUCUUUAAUAUGUGGAUUUUUUAAGCCCUAAAACCUUUCGCACUUUCUCUUAUUAAGCUUGGGUGCCCAGAGAAAUCUCUUAGAAAUAUUUCUGGAAUCCAUUUUCUGGUGUCACUAGGGGACCAGUAGGGAAUUCUGAGAUGCCAGUAUCAUGAGAAAUCCUUGAAGCAUCAAAAGAUACUGUUGUACCUUACGGGCUUCUUUUUAUUUCCAAAGCACGUUGGACACACCCAUCCAUGUUUAUGGAACGUGGAAAUGGAUCUUGGGAGAGAAUCCCAAUAACGGUUCCUUCUAGAAAUGACUUUUGCCCUUGUUUGUGACACGCAUUUUUCUGCCUGGCUGUUGACUGGUGAUUGGGUUGAAUAUCAUGUGCUUGGCCUCUCUGAUGCGUGGCUGACCUUGGGAGCAGCUCCUUCUUUGUCAUUGUCAUGUUUACCUGUCACCCAAACAAGGCUUGGGUUUUUACUUUCAUGUCAUUUCUGAGAUAAGGUGUAACCAACCAGAGCAUGUUCUUUGGUUGACACAGGAAAUUACAAGUUACCAGUCUCUAAACCACGGCCUGGACAUAGGAGACAUUGGCACCACUUAAAUGUGGGUUUUUUUGGUGAUUUCUCAUCAGUAGAAAGAGGAUUUUUAUUUUGCCUUUAGGGUUUAAAUUUCAAAACACGGCAUUUCUCAUCCCCACACUCCCCUUUUUCUUGUUAGCAUUUCCCAAGCGCAAGCCUGCUACAGCUGGCCCUGGGUCCUGGCUCUCAGCCAGCUCUUAGCAGUCUGUCUGAUAAGUCUGUUUUCUCCUGUUAACGUCAUGUUAAAUCCUUUCCCCUAGCCAUUAGCUCUACAAUGUGGUCUUGGUGGGAAAGCGCCCCUGGUGCCAAGCCCAGGAAAGGGCCAGCUCAUGGGGAGGGGUAUGUGUUCCAGAAACUGCUCUAUGUGCUCCCUUAGAUGAGGAAACUACCAUGUGCCUACUUACUGUGGUGUCCAACUGCUCAGAGCUCAGCACUUAGCUUUCCAGACUCUCUGCUCUGGGCCUGUUGCCAGUCCUUCUUUGGCAAAGACUGAUCGUGUGGGGGUCCUUAUUCACAAGAGAAAGCUAGCCUAGAAGAUCAGCAAUUUUGGCAUUACUGCUAUUGCUGAACCUUGUUUAUGACAUUGCAUUUGUGCAUGGACAGUGCCUCCAAACUCAGUUCCUACUUAAAUAUAACGUAUUUGGAAGCCUGCAAGUUCAGAAUCUCAACUUUGUAAUCUUUCCUUUUGUCCUGUGGCCUUCCUAAGCCAGCUGUUAACUUGUUGAUUCCUUCUACUUUCCCCAAGUAGGCAGGCAACAGAGAUGAUGAUUCUCUUAGAAAGUAACCUGGCUCCUCGGAACUCCAUGGCAUCCCAGUAUUACCCACGCCACUUGGAACCAGACUGUCUGUUUACAGCUCUUGAAGAAGAAUCUGCCUCUUCCGCACCUGGUGGUGUGGGUCCUGGUGGCUCCUGGGCGUUGUGGCCGUGUAUCUUGGGAGAGUGACUCAACAUAGUCAAGGUGACUGUCUCCUCCGGCCCUUGUGAAGCCGCCCCAUGCAGUGGAACUUCAGGCGUCUCAGCUGAGGUGACCGUUUCCACGGCGCCAUGGAUGCUUCAGUCAGAUCAGAUUUAACCACAGCUCUGGUUUUGACAUGAUGCCGACUUUGUCUUAAAAUUCACUGAGGAAAAUGAGGCAAAAUAUUUUUUUAAACCCUCAGGAGCACCUAAAGUAAAUAUUUAUCCAUAUUUAAGUAUUUAAAAUACAUUUUGUUUCUACUUGAAGCUUUAACCCCCUUCCAUUCCUGCAAGUGUGCCUUUGAGAGCCCCCAUGUCACAUUGACUCCACUGGCCACCUCAUUGACGUCGUGAGAAUUUUAGUCUCUUCCCGUCCUCUUGAACAGAGCUUCCUGUUUUCUCAUUUUGCAGGCUGUGCAGCAGAGAGGGUUCUGUAUUUUUGCUCAUGUUUCUGCCCUGCUGCUACACUUCGGUGGUGGGUUCCACAAACCACCACCCACCAUACAUUUGGAAGCACACAUUUGGUACCAAAACAAGCUUACAUUUUAGUUGUAAGGCAAUACUGGGCUUACUCUCCUCCCAGCCCUCUGGAGAUUGAUUUCAUUUUAAUGUUUGAGUUUUCUAUCAAGAGCUGAAACCACGAACUAUCCUAGGAACUGUGUCCAAACUCUUUAAAAUAGAAGAAGAGGAAGAAGAAAGAAAAGCAACUGAAGUCUUGACUUUGGAGGACAGAAAGCCACCAGCUGAUGGAGAACAAAGGGAUGCUUCCUUUUCCUUUCACUUUAUUUUUCUGGAUUUCCUUCUGCUUUGCUUCUUCAGAGUGACAUUCCUGGUUGGUUUGUCUGUCUGUCCUUGUCCUUGUAACGAUCCUGGUAUGGUGAUGUGCUCUGCUUUGCAUUAUCUGUGGUCUCUUACCAGCGCACAAGUCAAUGGGGAGGAUCUGAACACACCCAGGGGCAAGGAAGCCGAACUUCAAAGCCUGUACCCCAUGCAGCCUCCCCAUGAACUGCAGAAGGCAUGUUCUGCAUGGUCACCAGUAAGUGGCUCCCUCCACCAUGUUCACUGUCAAAUGAAAGCAACCCUUAGGCAUUGGCUCCACUGUACUCUCUCUCUCCUCCCUCUGCUCCCUUCCCACCAACCAGGGUUCAUGUCAGUGCACACCUGUCGUGCCCUGACGAAGCUGGUGCUGUGAGUGAUGUUUCCCCUACAGCUCAGGGGUCCUGGGUGGCUUACCCUGAGAUGAUCAUUUUAGGCACAUAACAGUGUAGGAAUGAAAAGUGGAUUUGAUUUCAUUGAUAUUUAAAUCUCUGUCGAUUUUAUUUUUUGUUUAUGUUUUCCCCAAUGACUUUUUAGCAGUUUAACAAAUAAAACAAAAUGGAUAGAAUUGUCUUAACUGUUUUAUUAGUAUGAAAGAAAGCAAGCUGUGACGAAAAGCAAUUGGAGAUUGAAGUUGGAAGCAAGGUAGUUGGAAAGAUUCUCCUCCUCUAGGAGGUUGCCCGUCCAUGAGGACGUCAUUUAAUAAAGCAGCUCUCUCCAUCAUGCUUGAAGGACUCAGUGUUUCAGAGCCUCAGUACCACCCUGCAUUGGAGACCCAAGAGAGGUGAUGAGCUUGGAGCAGAGGCCCAGGGACCAGCAUGACAUCUACGCCAUCACUGGCCUCCUAAGCAAAGAUGAGGACACGGGGCCUCCGGGUCUUGAAACAGCAUAGCAAAUGGGGGUUCAGAACACAGGCCUGAGCCCUAUAGGCCUGUGGCUAAUUCUGCCUUCCGCCAUUUACUACUUAAUCUUGGAUACAAGUUUCCUAUCUAUAAAUAUAGUUUCUAUUUUAUAGGAUCAUGAGGAUUAAUUGAAGUUGUAUAUGAAGAGCACCAGCACAGUGCCUGGCACAUGAUAAAUGCUUAGUAAGUGGUGGCUGUUAUUUAUAAUUAGCCCUUGAGGAAAAUACGUGAUCUUGAAUGAAAGUGCUGGGCAAUGUGUGUAAACUGUUAGGAGCAUGGCCAUACUAAAGAUUAUGCAUGUCCACAGUUGUCUGAGUCGUCUUUUACAUGUCACCAUGAGAACCCCUGAGGCUUUUGCCUUGAGAGCAGUACGUAGCAGCUGCUGCCAUCAAUCAGGUCAGAAUGGUCUCAGUAGUUUCGUCUCCCUGUGGACUUUAUUCUUUGGUUUGCCAGUUGAAUUCAGCCUCUAGCUCGUGAAGGAUUCUGCCUGGAUUCAAAGGCACACUUAGGAGUCCCUCCCAUCAAGCCUCUUAGAUAGCCUCAUCCACCAGAGGGCAGACAGCAGAAGCAAGAAGAACUACAGCCCUGCAGCCUGUGGAACAAAAACCACAUUCACAGAAAGACAAGAUGAAAAGGCAGAGGGCUAUGUACCAGAUGAAGGAACAAGGUAAAACCCCAGAAAAGCAACUAAAUGAAGUGGAGAUAGGCAACCUUCCAGAAAAAGAAUUCAGAAUAAUUAUAGUGAAGAUGAUCCAGGAUCUCGGGAAAACAACGGAGGCAAAGUUCGAGAAGGUGCAAGAAAUGUUUAACAAAGACCUAGAAGAAUUAAAGAACAAACAAACAGAUGAACAAUACAAUAACUGAAAUGAAAACUACACUGGAAGGAAUCAAUAGCAGAAUAACUGAGGCAGAAGAACGGAUACGUGACCUGGAAGACAGAAUGGUGGAAUUCACUGCUGCAGAACAGAAUAAAGAAAAAAGGAUGAAAAGAAAUGAAGACAGCCUAAGAGACCUCUGGGACAACAUUAAACGCAAAGACUUUCGCAUUAUAGGGGUCCCAGAAGGAGAAGAGAGAGAGAAAGGACCAGAGAAAAUAUUUGAAGAGAUUAUAUAUAGUUGAAAACUUCCCUAACCAUGGGAAAGGAAAUAGCCACCCAAGUCCAGGAAGCAUAGCGAGUCCCAUACAGGAUAAACCCAAGGAGCAACACGCUGAGACACGUAGUAAUCAAAUUGACAAAAAUUAAAGACAAAGAAAAAUUAUUGAAAGCAGCAAGGGAAAAACAAAAAAUAACAUACGAGGGAACUCGCAUAAGGUUAACAGCUGAUUUCUCAUCAGAAACUCUACAAGCCAGAAGGGAGUGGCAAGAUAUAUUUAAAGUGAUGAAAGGGAAGAACCCACAACCAAGAUUACUCUACCCGGCAAGGGUAUCAUUCAGAUUUGGUGGAGAAAUCAAAAGCUUUACAGACAAGCAAAAGCUAAGAGAAUUCAGCACCACCAAACCAGCUCUACAACAAAUACUAAAGGAACUUCUCUAAGUGGGAAACACAAGAAAAGGAUCUACAAAAACAAACCCAAAACAAUUAAGAAAAUGGUAAUAGGAACAUACAUAUCGAUAAUUACCUUAAAUGUGAAUGGAUUAAAUGCUCCAACCAAAAGACACAGGCUUGCUGAAUGGAUACAAAAACAAGACCCAUGUAUAUGCUGUCUACAAGAGACCCACUUCAGACUUAUUUCUAAGUGGUAGAAUUAUAGCUAAUUUUAGGGUUUUUUUGCUUAUGUGUAUUCUGUAGUAACCACAGGUGUUCCUUGUGCAAUAGAUAUAUUAAUAUUUUUAAAAAACAUUCAGAAGAAGUCAGAUUCCAUCAGAUAUAGGUCAAUUUCCUGUGUCUCCUACAUUUAAAGGAUAAAGGAAGAGAAGGACACCAGUUUUCAUGUAGGUAAUAAAAAAAAAAAAGGCACACUUAGUAUCAUUUGGGGGCUGAUGACAUGAGUCUGCCCACCCGUGUGGGAGCCUGGGGGGGGGGGCUACAGCCCUGAAGCCACUUGCUGAGUAUGUGCCAGUUUCUCAUAACCCUGGGUCUUCGUGCCAAGCACCGUUAUGUUCUUUUCAUUCAGUGCAUACUGAAUGUUAACCUUAUCCCAGGCUCAGGUGCUGUAAGCCUGCAGGUCUCAUCCUGUCUGCACAGUUGUGUUUCCCAAGCUGCAAGAUGAAACUUUUCCAUUUCUAACAACGUGUGGUCUGAUGCUCUCUGUUCUGUUUACUGUACUUUGAGGCAUAUAGCAAACUAGACCAUGGUGUGAGGAAGGGUCUUGGGUACAGAGGGCCCAUGUGCUGGCAGGUACUGAUUUGGUGGUGGUAGGGAUAGAAGGAUUGUUUCGGAUGCUUCCACAGUUGCCCUUGCAGAAGGGUUGGGCUUGCUCCUUAUGGCUUUAUUGGGCUAAACAAGGUCCAGUAGGUAGAAGCUCUAGAGAAGGCUCAUUGGGAAGAACUUUGUACUGUCAGAGCUCUACGUAAAUGAGAGGAACCAGUGUGGCAUCACUGGAGGAAUUCAAGCAUUGCCUGGAUAGUCGGACUAUGGGAUGUUGUAGAGGAGGUGAUGUUCGGUGGGUUGGGUGCUAGUGGUGAUUGGUGGUCCGGGAAGACCCCACAUGCCCAGCCUUCAGAAUAGGUCAGUCCCAUAAGGCUCCCUGACAGCUUCCUAACUCAGUCCAUCUGUGCCAGGGGCCGUGCUCCUAACUACUGAUGAGCAGGCUCCUGCUCUGGAAGCGUCAGAGCAUGAAGAUAGCAGUGUGAUUGACCCCACGUCAGAGGAUGUGUGGAGCAGAGAGGAGGGAACUUGCCAAUUUGAGGAGAAACCUUAACGUCAAGGAGAACACAGCGCACAGAAGAGCCAUGACUCAAUCCCAGGCCUUGCAGGAGUUGGCAGCCAGCAGUCCCGUGCAGUCCCAGCACAGUACUCCCUGGCCACUUCCCUGGGUACUAAAGGGCCAGAGGCCUGUAUACAUUUGCGUCUGAAUCACAGCACCCAGCCAGUGAAAGGGCAAUGCCACACUGUCCUGUCUGCUUCCCGCAUCUCUACAGCUCUUCUCCAGCCGGCCCUGUGGGGAAGCAGUGCAGGAAUUACUGACUCCAACAAGGAGACAAAGGCCUUACAAGUGCUGUUACUACCCUGAGCUGGCUCCUCAGCCUAAGACUUUGCCUCACAUCACCCUCAUCCGGGGAACCUGGGAAAGACCAGGCUGUGAGUAGCCUCAGGUCCAGGUAGUACAGGAGGCAUCACCUUGAAAUCCUGCAGGCUGGUCUGCUUGUAGUGUCACCACAGGUGACUGGGGUUUACCCUUCUUACCUCUUCCGGGAAGAGGGGAGCAUCUACAGCUAAAGUCUGCCUUCUGCUCUCAAUG
Messenger RNA from Globicephala melas (long-finned pilot whale), 10304 nucleotides. It is a transcript of the gene FBXO42, whose product is annotated as F-box protein 42. Gene Ontology annotation, molecular function: protein binding; ubiquitin-like ligase-substrate adaptor activity. Lineage: Eukaryota; Metazoa; Chordata; Mammalia; Artiodactyla; Delphinidae. The record is from RefSeq and is a predicted model, not a curated record. Gene Ontology annotation, cellular component: SCF ubiquitin ligase complex.